This is a messenger RNA of Suncus etruscus (white-toothed pygmy shrew), 2752 nucleotides long. Its product is annotated as cyclin-dependent kinase 11B. Gene Ontology annotation, cellular component: nucleus. Gene Ontology annotation, biological process: protein phosphorylation; regulation of mitotic cell cycle. The transcript has 18 exons. The coding region runs from base 9 to 2378 and encodes 789 amino acids. Lineage: Eukaryota; Metazoa; Chordata; Mammalia; Eulipotyphla; Soricidae. Gene Ontology annotation, molecular function: ATP binding; cyclin-dependent protein serine/threonine kinase activity. The record is from RefSeq and is a predicted model, not a curated record.
CGACCCCAAUGGGUGAUGAAAAGGACUCCUGGAAAGUGAAGACGUUAGAUGAGAUUCUGCAGGAGAAGAAGCGCCGCAAGGAGCAGGAGGAGAAGGCCGAGGUCAAGCGCCUGAAGAACGCCGAUGACCGGGACUCCAAGCGGGAUUCCCUGGAGGAGGGGGAGCUGAGGGAGCACCGCAUGGAGAUCACCAUCCGGAACUCGCCCUACCGGCGCGAGGACUCCACGGAGGACCGAGGAGAGGAAGAUGAUUCUUUGGCUAUCAAACCACCCCAGCAAAUGUCUCGAAAAGAAAAGGCUCAUCACAGGAAAGAUGAAAAGAGAAAAGAGAAACGUAGGCAUCGUAGUCAUUCAGCAGAAGGGGGCAAGCACGCUAGAGUGAAAGAAAAGGAAAGAGAACAUGAACGUCGGAAGCGGCAUCGAGAAGAACAGGACAAAGCCCGCCGAGAAUGGGAAAGACAGAAGAGGCGGGAGAUGGCGAGAGAGCAUUCCAGGAGAGAGAGGGACCGCCUUGAGCAGUUAGAGAGGAAAAGGGAGCGGGAGCGGAAGCUGCGGGAACAGCAGAAGGAGCAGCGGGAGCAGAAGGAGCGGGAGCGGAGGGCAGAGGAGCGGCGCAAGGAGCGUGAGGCCCGGAGGGAAGCCGUUUCUGCUCAUCACCGCACCAUGAGGGAGGACUAUGGCGAGAAGGGAAAAGCAAGCCACUGGAGUCGCAGCCCUCUGCGGCCGCCUCGAGAGAGGUUUGAGCUGGGAGACAGCCGAAAGCCAGUGAAAGAAGAGAAAAUGGAGGAGAAAGACCUGCUCUCUGACUUACAGGACAUCAGCGACAGCGAGCGGAAAACCAGCUCAGCGGAAUCCUCUUCAGCAGAGUCCGGUUCUGGAUCAGAAGAGGAAGAAGAGGAGGAGGAGGAAGAGGAAGAGGAGGAGGAAGGGAGCAGCAGUGAAGAAUCGGAAGAGGAGGAAGAAGAAGAAGAGGAAGAGGAAGAAGAGGAGGAGGAAGAGACUGGCAGCAACUCGGAGGAUGCCUCUGGGCAGUCAGCUGAAGAAGUGAGUGAAGAGGAGAUGAGCGAGGAGGAAGAGCGAGAGAAUGAAAACCACAUCUUAGUUGUUCCAGAGUCGAGAUUUGAUCGUGAUUCUGGGGAGAGCGAGGAAGGAGAAGAAGAAGCGGGAGAGGGCACCCCACAGAGCAGCGCCUUAACGGAAGGGGACUUUGUGCCUGACUCCCCUGCCCUGUCACCCAUUGAGCUCAAACAGGAGCUGCCCAAAUACCUACCUGCCUUGCAGGGCUGUCGGAGCGUGGAGGAGUUCCAGUGCCUGAACAGGAUCGAGGAGGGCACCUACGGGGUGGUGUACAGAGCCAAGGACAAGAAGACAGAUGAGAUUGUGGCUCUGAAGCGACUGAAGAUGGAGAAGGAAAAGGAGGGCUUCCCCAUCACCUCACUCAGGGAGAUCAACACCAUCCUUAAAGCCCAGCACCCCAAUAUCGUCACUGUCAGAGAGAUCGUGGUGGGCAGCAACAUGGACAAGAUCUACAUCGUUAUGAACUAUGUGGAGCACGACCUCAAGAGCCUGAUGGAAACCAUGAAGCAGCCUUUCCUGCCAGGAGAGGUGAAGACACUGAUGAUCCAGCUGCUGCGUGGGGUCAAACACCUGCACGAUAACUGGAUCCUACACCGAGACCUCAAGACGUCCAACCUACUCCUGAGCCACGCUGGCAUCCUCAAGGUGGGCGACUUUGGGCUGGCUCGAGAGUAUGGCUCUCCUCUGAAGGCCUACACCCCAGUCGUCGUGACCCUGUGGUACCGUGCCCCAGAGCUACUGCUAGGUGCCAAGGAGUACUCCACUGCCGUGGACAUGUGGUCAGUGGGCUGCAUCUUCGGGGAGCUCCUCACUCAGAAGCCACUGUUCCCCGGGAAGUCGGAUAUUGACCAGAUCAACAAAGUCUUUAAGGACCUGGGGACCCCCAGUGAGAAGAUCUGGCCGGGCUACAACGACCUUCCUGCAGUCAAGAAGAUGAGCUUCACCGAGUACCCCUACAACAACCUGCGCAAGCGCUUCGGGGCUCUGCUCUCAGACCAGGGCUUCGACCUCAUGAACAAGUUCCUGACCUACUUCCCUGGACGGAGGGUCAGUGCAGAGGACGGACUCAAACAUGAGUAUUUCCGAGAGACCCCCCUCCCCAUCGACCCCUCCAUGUUCCCCACAUGGCCUGCCAAGAGUGAGCAGCAGCGGGUCAAGCGGGGCACCAGCCCUCGGCCCCCAGAGGGCGGUCUGGGCUACAGCCAGCUGGGGGAAGAUGACCUGAAGGAGACGGGAUUCCACCUCACCACCACCAACCAGGGGGCCUCAGCCGCCGGCCCUGGCUUCAGCCUCAAGUUCUGAGCUUCUUCAGCCCAGAGCCCACAAGGCUCUACACACACCAGUCAAGGCCCUGGGGCCGCUGAGGGUGGCCUGGUACUUCAUGCCACUGCCAUCUGCCUGGAGCAGCGCAGCUCUUGGACUGCGGGAUUUGGUUUUCACAUUUCUUUCUUACUGCCUGUGGGCCUGUAAAUGUGUAGAAUUAAGCCACAUCUCCUCCGUGUGGAAGCAAAGGAUGUAUUUUUUCAGCUGAGACGGGCUGGCCCGCCAGAGGCCCAGAGAGGGCCUGAUGGACUGAACUUCGGGCCUUCCCGGAGCCCAGAGCUGAGCCCAGAGGGCCACCUGGUUUUGUAUAAGUUCGUCGUGUUCCAAAAUGUAGUAAAGUUUCUCAGAGGAAA